GUGCAACAAGGACUUUUUUACACCCUAAUGUAAAUAAAAAAUAGGAGCCUUAUAUUCACAUAUAUUAUUUUAUGCAUAGGUGUAGGAUCACUCGGCACACAGAAUAGGUAAUGCCAAGAAACGAAUCAAUGGACAACACGUGUCAGGCCAUGUACCGCACAUUAGCUACUCAAAAUGGCCUUCAGCCAGAACACGUGGACAUAUCACAGUCUGUAUUAUACACGUCCAUCAUGGGUCUUCUUCUGGUGACGGACAAAGAGACAGAACUGCAACUGGGCAGUGGACAAAUUGGACUGUGCAACGUUGGAAACACUUGUUUCCUCAAUGCCAUUGUGCAGUGUCUCUCCCACACUCGUGGUUUUCGGGACUAUUGUCUGAUGAAAGCGUAUCUUCAUGACAAGCACUCAAAUCAAGAGCCUGUGCUUAUGAAUGAUUUCUCAGACGUUUUGGCCGGAUUGUGGGAAUGUGAUGGUGGAGAAACCACAGUGAACCCUGGGAAGUUUUAUCGCAUGUUUAAAGAGGCAGUGCCUCGCUUCAUUGGCUACAGUCAACAAGAUGCCCAGGAGUUCUUACGGUUUCUUCUGGAUAGGCUACAUACAGAAAUUAACCAUCGCCCAUCCCAUCGUCCUGCGGUUCUUGCAAUUAAGGAACCAAAAUAUUCACGAUUCAGGAUUUCAGAUGAAGCUUUUGCUAUGUGGCAGAAACAUCUGGACAGGGAUGACAGUAAGAUUGUAGAUCUGUUCUCGGGUCAGUUGCGCAGUUCCCUGAACUGUUCUGUCUGCUCACAUUACUCCAACACUUUUGAUGUGUUUUGUGACCUUUCGCUCCCAAUCCCAAAGAAGAGUGGCCAAAUUGUCACACUGAAAGAGUGUUUAGAUCUCUUCUCACAGGAGGAGAAACUUGAUAAAGAAAAUUCACCGAUGUGUGAGCGGUGUAAUCGUCGUACUGAGAGCACUAAAAGACUGACCAUACAAAGGUUCCCUAGGAUCCUGGUGAUACACCUGAAUCGAUUUACCAUGUCAAGGUACUCAGUCUGUAAAAGCUCAGUGUCUGUUUCAUUUCCCCUGACCGGGUUGGAUCUGGGGCCAUUUGGACCGGUUGACUGUGGUCCUGUGCUGUAUGAUUUGUAUGCAGUGUGCAAUCAUUCAGGCACUGUAAAUAUGGGUCACUACACGGCUGUAUGUCGAGAGGAGGAGGGCUGGUGCUGUUACAAUGACUCAUGUGUAACUGCAAUACAUGAGAAGAAACUUCAGUCCAAUCAGGCUUAUAUUCUCUUCUAUGAGCUUAAAAGCUGCAAUAUCACCAGCCAAUAAAGAGAAAGUACACUGCUUGUUACAGGAGACUUGAAA
Messenger RNA from Misgurnus anguillicaudatus (oriental weatherfish), 1349 nucleotides. Lineage: Eukaryota; Metazoa; Chordata; Actinopteri; Cypriniformes; Cobitidae. The record is from RefSeq and is a predicted model, not a curated record.